Messenger RNA from Helobdella robusta, 2472 nucleotides. RefSeq lists its product as hypothetical. Gene Ontology annotation, cellular component: 90S preribosome; small-subunit processome; t-UTP complex. Gene Ontology annotation, biological process: maturation of SSU-rRNA from tricistronic rRNA transcript (SSU-rRNA, 5.8S rRNA, LSU-rRNA); positive regulation of transcription by RNA polymerase I. Gene Ontology annotation, molecular function: snoRNA binding. The annotation marks the transcript as partial. NCBI's taxonomy places the organism in Eukaryota, Metazoa, Annelida, Clitellata, Rhynchobdellida, Glossiphoniidae. The record is from RefSeq and is a predicted model, not a curated record. The transcript has a single exon.
GAAAACUACAUCAAUAUUGAAGUACUAGUCAAUACCUUGAGACAGACAAAAAAUUUCCAGACGCAACAACACGUUUUAUUGUGUCUGGCUGAUUGCAUAGUCAUUAAUCAGGAUCAAAUGCUUCACAACAUAGUUUCUAUAUUUACGUUCAUGGGUGACAGUUUGUUACAAAAGGAUGAUUUAUAUACGUCCCAAGUAAUGACAAAAUUGAUCGAUGUCAUUUUAUCUGCUGUCAGACAACUUCCUGAAAAUUCAAAAAAAGUUGAUGAAAUUUUGCUUGACGUUUUUCGAGUGUUUGUUGAUGCAAGGAAACACAUUUCUCAACAUAGAUUGAUUCCAUUGUUCAAGCAGUUGGUUGGCUUUGAUCUUGAUGAAUGUUUGUGGAAGUUGCUAGUUUUGGUAAUUGAAUCAAAUGUCAGACGGAGAGAUGCUACAAUAGUUGAUCUGAAGGGUGCAACAACAGAUAAACAGAUGCAAAAUGUUGAUCUUGACAUCAUUGCGGUUUUAUUAUCCAACUACACAGUUGAGACUCAAUUGAAAACAAUGAACAAACUGGUAAAGUUUCUUGAUGAAUUUAUAUCGAUCCUAGUAAAAAGUGAUUCUUCAAUAGCUAUUGUUGAUUCAAGUAUCAAAAACUUUCCUCAGUUGUGCCGAAUGUUAAUAUUUAAUCUCAAUAAAAUUAUUUUAUCUGCUGUUGCUGACAAAGAUUUCAUAAUGGAAUUCUUGUGUAACAUGGACAAAGAGGUUAGCAACAAAGAAAUUGAAAGUUUGUUCAAAGAAUUGGUUAAUAGAUUCAUCAUUUAUAUGCUGAAGAUAACAGAGCAGCAAAAAACUAAUAUAUCUGAAAAAAUCUAUGAAAAGUAUUAUUUUUCUCUUAUGAAAAUCAUACACAACACUCUUGAAAAAAUUAAUUACCUGAUGCCUGCUCACUUGUUUGUUGAUGUUAUGGAAAGUUUGUUGAAUCACGAACAAGCUUCUGCUCAAUGCCAGGCUUUAGAGUUGAUCAACUCUAAACUGCUUCAACUGGAACACAGCCUUUCACUUCGCAAGUCAUUUGAAUGUGGACUAAAGUUGGUUCCAUUACUUAUUAUAUCACUGGAAAAAGAGAAGAGCAAAUUAGAUGCAAUUUAUUUGAAGUAUCACAAACAGUUGUGCUUCAUGAAUUUGAAAAUGCUCUGCAGAUACUAUGGACCUGAAAAUAUGAACGAAUUUGAAUUACUACCUGAGGUUAUCAACAAGAUUUUAAUCAGACAAGAUGAAGCCAACCCUGCUCUAAUUGAUAGUUCGCUCUUAUGUUUGGUGGAUUUAAUUCCAGUGCAAAAAAAUAAGUUUUUUCCACAUCUGAAGCCCAUGAUGAUCCCUUUCAUGAAUCUCUACAACAACAACCAAAUCCUUAAAAGUCCAAUAUCCAUACAGUGUGUGCUGAUGGUCAUCAGCAAACUGAUCCAACAUCUGGGUCAUUUCUUGGGUCCAUACUUAAACAACAUAGUUCAAAUGCUUUGCACUGUUUACACUCAAGAUGAUAUCAAACACCAGUACUUAGAUUAUUUAAUGAAAGUUUUGAGCAUGUUAGCCAAGAAUAUUGACCUACGAUUGUUUUUGCCAUGUAUAGUGAAAGCGUAUGAAGAGCUUGUGAAUAAGAAUCCACGUGGUCUUUUCAUUUUAUUCAAAUUGUUUCAUGAUUUAAUGGAAAACGCCACCAAAGAAACCACAAAUACAUACCUGAAGAUGAUAACCGAGGUUGUCUUUUUGUUCUCAAGCCUCAGAGUUGAUGCUUCAGUUCUGAAAAUGAAUGAAUUAAUGGAGAUCGAGAAUAUUUACACAGAUUCAAUUCUCUCAUUCGUCGUCCAUCUGUCAGAAGUUACUUUCAGACCAAUACUGCUAAAAUUUUUCAACUCUCUAGACGACAAUGUUGAUAGAUUGGUAACUUUUUACCAUUUAAUUUUCAAAUUAUCGCGCAAGCUGAAAGCCAUAUUUAACAUUUUCGUCAGUAUUCUUAUAAAACAAAUGGCUGAUAUCCUUGUUCAGCAUGAUACAAAGCUAACUGGUGAUGAUAAUGUGACGGAAUGCAAAACGAAGUUACUGGUAAAUUUUGUGCUGGACACCAUAAGCGAAUGUUAUUUACAUGACGUUGACAGUUCUUUGUCGUCUGGGACGGGAGAUGCCCUGUUUAAACCCUUAAUUAGUCAAAUGGAAAAUUAUUCUGGCAAUGAUUCACUGUAUGAAGAAACGAUGACGCACCUGAUUCCAUGCAUUGUUCAGCUAAUGCUCUCCAUAAAGGACAAUGACCAACUUUUCAAUCUGCACAAGCUGAUUUGUCAACAGAUGAAAAACUCAAACUCCAAGGUGAGAAUGUCUGCCAUUCGAACAAUUAAAGAUGUUGCAAGUGGAAUGGGUUGCUCAUAUGAACUGCUCUUUCCAGAAACAGCACCCUACCUAGCUGAAUUGUUGGAAGAUGAUUCUGAAGACGUU